AUGUCUCCCACUUCUAUCGUUCGCUCUCGCUCUGUCCCUCACACCAUCCGCUCACCUCUAUCCAUCUCUCCUCGUCUUACCAAUGGCAACGACAGCUUGAAGGGGGACAGCGCUUACUCGAGCUACCAAUCUCAGGCCACGAGCCUUGAAGCAAGAUCCAGGUCUAAACACUCUAACAAUUUCAAGAAAGCAAGCUCUGCCGAGCCAGCGCGCUCGUUAAUGUGCGGCAUCAAAUCGGUAGAGAUUAGCCCGACCAGAGACAAGUCGAACUCAGUCAAUAAGGAGCCUGCUAUCGAGGAGAUCGAGACCGACAAGGAGGAACAAUACCCUGAGGUAGUCCGAAAGGCGUUCGGGGAUCGCUACAACGAGCUUCCCUACGCCGCAGGCGAGUUCGUGGUCACCGGCUUCACUGAGACAGAGUGGAAGGCAUUGCAGGAGUGGCUUCAGACCCACGACGAGCUAAACCGGUACAGUUUUGAUUAUGAUCCAGAGAAGAACGAAUUAACAACGAUGUCGCCAACUCACCUACACAACCGUCUCGGUGCAUUGAAGAAGUUGAUGCUCCACAAGCGAUUCGUUGAAUACUUCCUUCCGCCGGUGUGGUUACGAAGGCUCCUCGGUAUUUCUGACGAUACCGCGGACUACGCGUCUGUGCGUGGAAAAGGAGGGAAGAAGAAGAUCGCCGACGCCGUCGAGGCAAUCAAAGUGGGCAGCGAACUGGUCAUCACUUCUCUGGACGAGACGGCGCAGUCUCAGCCUACGUACACCGAAUACGAAGGCGCUACGGAAGGCGUACUCAAUAAGAUCUUGGAGAUGGCGGACCGGUUCGUAGCCUAUCGAGACGAGGAGGUCGACGAUGACGAUGAAGACUCACUGAACCUCAUCGCCCUCAACUGCUUCAGGAUCCAGGAGCUGCAGAAGACCGGUAGCGAGAAGGCGAAGUGGUCAUCGCCAGGGAUCGGUUAUCAUCGACUCAAAGACCUGAAAUUCGAUGCCGACGCCUACAACAAGAUGCUGAAGACGUACCCGGAGUUGAUACACAAAGCGGGUCCAUUCGUCGCGAAGGGCAAAGUCUUCUUCGGCGCUGUUCGCGUCUAUUGGUUUCACAUCCCCCUCGACCAACUGGAAAUCUUUAGGGAGGGCGUGAAGGCGAAGUGGCCGAUGGAGGAGUGGGUCGCUAGGGGCCUUGCAAUCCCUCUCCUCGAUUCGUAUAAUGAGGCGCAGCAGCUGCAGGUCGAGGCGUUCAUGGGCAAGGUCGUGCAAGCCUACAAGGAGAAACUAGCCUUGUUGGCGGGCCAACUGAUGCUCGAUGAGAAUGAGCAGACCAUCGACACGGCGCUGAUGGACCUCCCCCCAGAGGAACAUGAAAAGCGGCUCGGACAACUUCGCAUAUACCUGCUGCGCCUCCUCAAUCCGCCCGAGGAAACUCUGAACUUUGACGACUGCAUUCCUCGUCUUGUUCGCGAGAUCCGGUUGGGCGCAUACGGCACUGCAAGUGAACGCCUCUGCGACAACUCGAGGAUCACCGGUCAAGACGCGACCGUUUCGCAAGGCAGCAAACCCGGGAAGCGGGGGCGCAAUUCGAAGGGGGAAGACAUCAUGGCUCGCCUAGAUCGUCUGGAGAACAAUUAUCUCAAACGCAAGCGUGGGGAGGGUGUCGGUGACAGCAGCGAAGACGACUCGGAGGGCACCAACGAUCGUGCUCGUGAUGGACCGAGUACCUCCCGCGGGUGA
Messenger RNA from Fomitopsis serialis, 1734 nucleotides. RefSeq lists its product as uncharacterized. The record is from RefSeq and is a predicted model, not a curated record. The transcript is spliced from 8 exons. NCBI's taxonomy places the organism in Eukaryota, Fungi, Basidiomycota, Agaricomycetes, Polyporales, Fomitopsidaceae. The coding region runs from base 1 to 1734 and encodes 577 amino acids.